Molecule: messenger RNA, 4773 nt
Organism: Achroia grisella
Lineage: Eukaryota; Metazoa; Arthropoda; Insecta; Lepidoptera; Pyralidae
Product: ATPase family AAA domain-containing protein 2-like
Exons: 28
Coding region: 198-4052 (1284 amino acids)
Biological process (GO): positive regulation of transcription by RNA polymerase II
Cellular component (GO): nucleus
Molecular function (GO): ATP binding; chromatin binding; histone binding
Source: RefSeq, a predicted model, not a curated record
UUGUCCUUCCGUUUAACAUGGCGUUUCAUAUCGACAUGUGCGGAUAUAUUCGUAUAAAAAUGUUGUGUUAGUUUAUUUUACAAGUGUUGAAUACAUAUUUAUUGCUGUAUUUUAAGUUCCAAUAGGUAGUAGCGUCAUUAUUUUGUUACAUAACGGGUUUAUCGUAUUAUAUGUAACAUACCAAGUCAAGUAUUACAAUGGUGAAAACCCGUCGAAGUAACGGAGAGAAUGGGGAGGUUGACGAUGGGAAUUACGCUGUAAACGACGUUGGCAGUAUUUCUGAUGAGAAGGCAAGCAAUUGGUCUCAACGAGAGUUGAGGAGUAGUCAGUAUAAAGUUACUAGAACAAUCCAACACUGGCCUACUAAAUAUAGUCGCAGACGCUGCACCAUCAAGAUGCCUCGUAUUGUGUUUAAUGAAAGUGAUACGGAACCCGAAAAAUAUUCCCGAAGAUCUAGGCAAGUGAGAGUGUUCUUUGCUGAAGAUAAUGAGCCCACCAAUAGUGUCCGUCGCAGUCGUGGUCCAAGGAAGAAUUACGUAGAAGACAGUGAAGAUAAACCUAUACAAGAGAACGUAAGAAGAAGCUGCCGCAAGCGUAAGCUCCUACAUCACAAUUUCAAUGAGAGUUGGAUAACUAAUGAAUUGAAAGUCAAAGGCUAUCCAGAUUUGUAUGGCUUCCACGGGACUAGUUCUUCAGAUGAGUCAUACUCUGGCGAUGAAACUAGAAGAACUCCAAAAAAAAUGACCAACAACCAUGUCCCCACUAAUAUAGAUGAAGAUACACAGCUCUCAAGACAAAGACGAACAUCCGCACGGUUUCUCAAUAAGAAGUCCAAUGAAGCAACUGAAUCGGAUUCUGAAGAGGAACCAAAUCAAACUGUCAUUGAAAAAAAACCUUCAACAGAAACUAAAAAAGAAGAAGAGAAGAUGGAAGUCCAGUCCAUUGAAGAUGUAAAAGCUGAAAGUGAACAAAAUAUUCAGGCACCAGACACUGAAAGUAAUCAAGCUCCUGCAAGAUCAACCAGAAGUAGCAGAGGGAGGGGUCAAACAAAGAAAGAAGAUAGUCAGGAGACAGCAUCCGAUACAUCGUCGUCGGAAAGUGGGAGCGAGCUGACGAUGGGUGGCCAGCCGCGCCGCUCUAACCGUACACGCAAACCUAAACCUGCUUUCGUACAAAUCGCCCAGGGACAGACCCGUAGCAGAGCAAAAACAUUUACAAUAAGAAAGAAACCAUAUUCGUUGAGAGAGAGGAAACCAAAAAUUUUACGCAGGAAGACAAUCAGAUCACAAUCGCCGUCCAGUACAAGCAGUAGUAGUACAACGAGCUCCGAUACAGAAGAAGAUCUAAAUGUUUCUAUGAAAAAUAAGACUAAGGGCAGGCAAAAGACAAAAGCCAUGGAUGACAAGAAAACAGAUAGAGCAUUAAGAGAUAUACAGCCUGUUGAAGUUGAUGGCAGUGUGAGAUUCUCAUCGGUGGGAGGUCUGGAAGAACAUAUAAAGUGCCUCCGAGAGAUGGUGCUCUUUCCUCUCAUGUAUCCGAACUUAUUUCAAAAGUUUAACACGAGGCCGGCAAAAGGAGUGUUAUUCCACGGCCCACCAGGCACUGGCAAGACACUGUUGGCGAGAGCUUUAGCCAACGAAUGUAGUCUGGUCGGUGGACGGAAAGUGGCAUUCUUCAUGAGGAAAGGAGCAGACUGUUUGAAGAAGUGGGUCGGUGAGAGUGAAAGGCACCUCAAACUGUUGUUUCAACAGGCAAACAAGAUGAAACCGUCGAUAAUAUUCUUCGACGAGAUUGACGCGCUGGCGCCGGUGCGGAGCGUGCGUCAGGAACAGGUGCACACCAGCGUCGUCGGCACGCUGCUCGCAGAGAUGGACGGACUCACCGACAGAGGCGAGGUGAUAAUAAUCGGCGCGACGAACCGGCUGGACGCCGUGGACCCGGCGCUGCGGCGCGCCGGCCGCUUCGACCGCGAGCUGCACUUCCCGCCGCCGCACGCCGCCGCCAGGAGGGACAUCCUGCACAUCUACACGCAGCACUGGCGCCCGGCCCUCGCCCCCGCGCACCUCGACCGCGUCGCGCACCUCACCAACGGGUACGGAGGUUCGGAUUUAAAAGCGCUGUGUUCGGAAGCUGUACUUAAAGCUUUAAGAAGAGUGUACCCUCAAGUUUAUGAAAGUGAACAUGCAUUACUUAUAGACCCAGAAAAUGUGGAGGUGACGGGCGAGGACCUGGUGUGUGCGCUGGGCUCGCUGGUGGCGGCGGGCGCGCGCGCGCAGCCGGCGGUGUCGCGGGCGCUGCCGGCGCGCGCGCUGCCGCUGCUGCACGCGCAGCUCACCGCCGCCGAACGAGCGCUCGCCGCCGCCGCUCCCGACCGGUCGGAAGGUGCGGGCACGUUUCUGAUAGCGGGCGAGUGUGCAGACUCGUUGUUGGGUCCGGCGCUGCUGGCGCGCCUCGAGCGGGCCACCGUACGAGAACUCAGCCUCGCCACGCUGCACUCUGCGCACGUGCUCACCCAGGAACAGGCGCUCAUAUCGGUGUUCUCUGAGUGCCGGCGUGCGGAGGGCGGCAGCGUAGUGGUGAUGCGCGACGCAGGAGCCGUGUGGGCGGCGCUGGGCGGCGCCAUGGGCGGCGGCGCCCUGCUGCUGCAGCUGUGGAGAUCGCGCGCCGCCGGGGCCCGCACGCUGCUGCUGGCCACCGCGCCCGCGCCGCGCCACCGCCUGCCCGCCGAGCUGCAAGAAUUAUUCCCGCUAUACAAAGAUUGUACAUACAAUAUUCGGGAGCCAAACGUGUCUGAAGUUAUUACUUUUCUGAAGCCGGUAAUAGCCGAAGCGCUGUUACCACCACCGCCCAUUGAGAACAACGAGCCACUGCCUCCAUUACCUAGAGCUCCACCACCUCCACCGCCGAGAGAGAGCGAGGAGGAGAUAGCGCGUCGCAAACGCAAGGAGGACUACAAACUGCGAGAACUGAGGAUAUUCCUGCGCGACAUCUGCCGGAAAUUAGCGUCGAACCGACGCUUUUAUAAGUUCACAAAGCCUGUCGAUCUGGAAGAGGUGACUGACUAUUUAGAUAUAAUAAAGCAACCGAUGGAUCUGGAGACUAUGAUGACGAAGGUGGACAUGCAUAAGUAUAACUGCGCCAAGGAGUUCCUCGAUGACAUCGACCUUAUAUGUGCUAAUGCGCUAGAAUAUAAUCCAGACAGGGCUAGAGGGAUGUAUAGGACGUCGUCGGACAAGCAGAUCCGUCACGAGGCGUGCUCGCUGCGGGACCACGCGCACGCGCUCAUCGACGUCGAGAUGGACAGCGACUUCGAGCUCGAGUGCCGCGACAUCGCGCGCCGCCGCCGCCGCCUGCCAGCCCAGCCCGACCACGACCUGCCCGACUUCAUAUACACCGCCUCCAAUUUACGCCACGGUUUAGACUCCACAGCGAACGAUAGCAAAACGGCGCAAACUCCACAAAACGGCGAAAAGAGUGAGACGCAGUCUGCAAAGCGCAAGCGCAGGCGCAUCAACGCGUGGUCUAAGGGGCUCGUUGUUAAACGACAGAAGACUUCACAGAAGAGUUUGAAGGACACAAGCAUGGCAAUAACGGACGAGGAGUCGAAGGAGAAUAAGCCGAUCACAUCGACGCCACUGCCGAUGGCCAACGGCGACGGCAGCUCGUCCGCCUCCGACGACGACGCGCCGCUGCGUCCGCCCAGCGACGAACUACUGCACAUCACCGCGCAGCCGCCCAACAACCACCUGUUAGAGAGUCCAACAAAAUCCACAGAAAAGACCACUACAAAAACAUCACCAAACAAAAGAAAUUCUGGGCACGAUACAGCAAAUGGAGAUGGCGACAAAGUACUGAUAAACAAGACUGAGUUAGAUAACGUUGUAUAUAAGAAUGCGAAGGCGUUGAGGUCUAUAGGUCUCGAGGCGCUCCUGGACCUUGAAGAGCAGCUAUCAGCGGUAGUACGAUCGUACUCCACAAAGCUGGACCGCACUAAAUUACCGCAAGAUCUCCACGCCAUUGUGAAUAGAUACCUGCAGUUAGCGAAGAAAUGAAAGUAAAUACGAUGGAGUUAUGUGUUCAAGGCGUAAGGACAUCGAAUUUUAGAUAGAAAGGUUCGGUCCAUGUUUUUAAAGUAAAUUUGUUGGUGUAUUUAUGUGGAUAACGGAGAGUUGGAUUGGAUGAUUGAGACGUGAGGUGUGUCGUGUGUCGAUAUGACGCCUUUUGUUUACGCUGUCCACUUUGGAUGUAUUUAUAUUUAUUUUGUUAACCUUUAUUUUUGACAGACUAUUGUUUACUUUUUGUAGAUGUAUUUUGACUCGGAGAAAACGAAGUCACCUUUAAUUCUCGAUACUGCAUUAAACUUAGUAAGAGAUCUUAAUAUAAUUUUGAUAGUGUAAAGUUGUAUUACCGUGUUUACCUAUUUAAUUUUCUUUCCCGUAAUCUGUCGGUUGCAGAUCUGUGGUAGUCGGUAUAACAUAUCCGAUAGUAGGUGUAUAGCCCGAUAUAUUACAAAAAUAUAUAUACUUGACGAAUAUUCUACAGAAUACCAACACAUCGCAUAUGUUGGUGACAAUACAUUGUCACCAACAUAUGCGAUGUGUUGGUAUGAGAAUCCAGUAGAUAGUGUAUUGGGUAAUAUUACGUUUGUAAAAGUUUUGUAUAUACCAAAAACACGUUUAGGGUUUCGUUUUUCCGUGUUAUUUCCAAAAAUAAUCUUAGCUUUAUUGGAAGGGAUAGACAACAAUGCGCUCUGAUUGGUUUAUCGCGAAAAUC